AUGACUUCCACAUUAGAUGGAAUUCCUAACCUGAUGGAAACAGACUCUGCUGCCAUUUUUGAUUUGGGCAAUACGUCCUCUUUAAAAUGUAAACCCUUUGACUCUUGGGAGACAGAUAGUAAUUUUGCAUGGUAUUGUCCAGUUUGCUCCUCAUCCAAGAGCAAACCGGAGGAGAACGUCACGAUACAAAUGCCAGUGAAAAACAUCCUUCUACCACCUCUACCUAAAAAGGAGGUUUCUAACUGUAAGUAUCCAGAAUAUGUCAAUUUUGCCGAGCGUUAUGCCAGUUUUUGGGAUUGGCCAAAAUAUCUGAUGGGACCCAACAAAAAAGACGUAACACAUUCUGGAUUCAUCUACACAAAGAUCGGAGACAGAGUCACUUGUUUCUCCCCAUGGAAUGACCCUGAAAAACUCGGAACCUCUGGACAACGCUUACAAAGAACAUUUUUCAAUAGUCCAAGAACUGUACCUACGCACGGGUGGUAA
Molecule: messenger RNA, 486 nt
Organism: Saccostrea cuccullata (small rock oyster)
Lineage: Eukaryota; Metazoa; Mollusca; Bivalvia; Ostreida; Ostreidae
Exons: 1
Coding region: 1-486 (161 amino acids)
Source: RefSeq, a predicted model, not a curated record